Verticillium dahliae VdLs.17 is the source of this 2448-nucleotide messenger RNA. Its product is annotated as sexual differentiation process protein isp4. The transcript has 6 exons. The record is from RefSeq and is a predicted model, not a curated record. Gene Ontology annotation, biological process: transmembrane transport. Gene Ontology annotation, molecular function: oligopeptide transmembrane transporter activity. The coding region runs from base 1 to 2448 and encodes 815 amino acids. NCBI's taxonomy places the organism in Eukaryota, Fungi, Ascomycota, Sordariomycetes, Glomerellales, Plectosphaerellaceae.
AUGGCGCGAACUUCAAGCAGCCGUGUGUCCAAGACAGCCCCCAGUGCUGCCGCUGAGUACGAUGACUACGAGAUGACCUCCACGGCCGGGGCUGCAGCAAGUGGGCGCGAGACGGACAAGAGCGUAGGCCUGACGGCCGCCGGCUUCCAAGAAAGCUCCGGCCCCGUCGGGGACCUACAGCAGAGUCUCUCGCAAUGGGAUCCUGCCCUCCCCGAGGAGUACGACGCGCGACCAGGCGCCCGGCGGGAUAGCGUGGCCGACGACGAGCUCGCCAUGGACAAGGAGGACGAGGAGGACUCUCCUUAUGCCGAAGUCCGCUCCGCCGUUCGAAAUUACGACGAGGACGCACCUUGCAACACCAUACGAGCCUGGACGAUCGGCUUGCUCCUUGUCGUCCUCGGUGCCUCUAUGAACACGUUCUUCUCUCUACGCUCGCCGUCCAUUGGCAUCAGCCCCCUCGUCGCUCAGAUCAUUUCGUGGCCCAUAGGCCAUGGCUGGACCAAAGUCAUGCCGACGAGACGCUUUGAGACCUUUGGCAUCCGCUGGAGUCUGAACCCGGGUCCCUUCAACCGAAAGGAGCACUCCAUCAUCGUUGUGAUGGCUAGUGUUUCCUUCUCAGUCGCCUAUGCUACGGACAUUAUUCUGGCCCAGCUCGUCUUUUACAAGCAGGAUUUUGGCCUCACCUUCCAGAUGCUGCUAACCAUCUCGACGCAAUCCCUGGGAUACGGCAUUGCGGGUAUUCUGAGGAAGUUUCUCGUCUAUCCCGCAUCCAUGAUCUGGCCCGGCGUUUUGGUGUCUGUGACCCUGAUGAAUGCCAUGUACGACCGCAGCGACAGACCCGACCCCUCAAUCCUCGGCGGGAGAAUGCCGCGCUACAAGUGGUUCGCGCUGGUCACUCUGGGGGCGUUCUGCUACUACUGGAUUCCCGGGUACUUUGUCAAGUGCCUGAGCGUCUUUGCGUUUGCUACUUGGAUGGCCCCCAGAAACCCCGUUGUGAAUCAGCUGUUCGGCGGCUCGACAGGUCUCUCACUGUUGCCUCUCACAUUUGACUGGACGCAGAUUUCUGGUUUCGUCGGCUCUCCUCUGAUUCCUCCUUGGGAAGCAAUCGCCAACACGAUGGUCGGCGUCAUCUUCUUCUUCAUCACCUUGUGCUCCAUCUUCCACUACACUGGCGUAUGGUACGCGCAAUAUCUGCCCAUGAGCGACUCGGGCACCUACGACAACACUGGGCAACGGUACAACACGAGCCGCAUCCUCAGGCCCGACAUGACGCUGGACGAGGAGGCCUACAAGAACUACUCGCCUCUGUUCAUCAGCACAACGUUUGCCAUGUCGUACGGCCUGUCGUUCGCCGCCAUCUCAUCUCUUAUCGUGUACACAUACCUGCACAACGGAAAGCAGAUCUGGCAGCAGUACCAAAACAGCGCCAAGGAGAAGCCUGAUGUUCACAUGAGACUGAUGAAGAAGUAUAAGGAGGCUCCAAGCUGGUGGUAUUGGUCUCUCUUCGCAGUCAUGCUUGGUCUAGGAUUUGUGGCCGUUCUAGGAUACCCUACCAUGAUGACUUGGUGGGCAUUCCUGCUGUCCGUGGCCAUUUCCUUCUUCUUCUCCGUGCCGAUCGGCAUCAUCCAAGCAGUCACGAACCACCAGAUCGGCCUCAACGUCAUGACCGAGUUUGUGUACGGAUAUAUCCAGCCCGGCCGGCCGCUGGCGUUGAUGAUUUUCAAGACGUUUGGCUACAUCACCAUGUCUCGCGCGCUCAGCUUCGUAGCCGAUCUCAAGUUUGGCCACUACAUGAAGAUCCCCCCGCGCACCAUGUUCUGGGCCCAGGUUGUGUCGACGACGAUCUCGUGCGUCAUCCAGAUCUUUGUCCUCAACGGCGCGCUUCAGCGCGUGGAGGGCGUCUGCACCCCGGAGCAGGUGGACCGCUUCACAUGCCCCGGCGCGCGAGUGUUCUUCGCAGCGUCGGUCAUCUGGGGUCUCCUGGGCCCGGCGCGCAUGUUCUCCCCCGGCCAGAUCUACUCGGGCCUCUUCAUCUUCUUCGGCGUCGGCGCCGUGGUGCCCGUCAUCAUCUACUUUGCAGGGAAGCGCUGGCCCAAGUCGCCCUUCAGCUUCCUCAUGGCGCCGCUCAUCUUUGGCGGUGCCGGCAGCAUCCCGCCAGCGACGCCGCUGAACUAUCUCAGCUGGGGCAUCGUGGGGAUGACCUUCAACUACUGGAUUCGCAAGCGCCACUUUGGAUGGUGGUCGCGGCUGAACUUCCUGACAUCAUCGGGUCUAGACCUUGGUCUGGCGCUCGCGACGCUCGUGAUCUUCUUCGCGCUAUCGAUGCAUAAGAUUGAGCCGCCCAAGUGGUGGGGCAACACUGUGUACAAGGAGACGAUGGACUUUAAGAAUGAGGCCAUUCAGGCCUUCGUAGGUGAGGGGGAGACGUUUGGUCCGCGCUCGUGGUGA